CAUAAUCACCCAAAAAUCCUUCCCACAUCAUUUCCCUCCUCACAAUAAUAUUAUUCUCCUCCAAUACAUCAUCCCCUCAAACCUCAUCUUCAUCUUCAUUCUUGAACAAGUUCACCACUAUGGCCUCCACCUUGUUAUCUGCACCAACUUUCCAAGGUCUAAGGCCACUUAACAAGCCCACCAAGCCCACCUUGACCAUAUCCCCAAAGAGAAACUUCAACUGCAAGAUCAUCAAGUCAGAGCUCAACACUUCUUUGGUGAUCAGUUUGAGCACCGGUUUAUCGCUCUUUUUGGGACGGUUUGUGUUUUUUAAUUUUCAAAGGGAGAAUGUGGCUAAGCAAGGAUUGCCUGAGCAAAAUGGUGUCACUCAUUUUGAGGCUGGAGAUACAAGGGCUAAGGAGUAUGUUAGUCUUUUGAAGUCGAAUGAUCCGGUCGGGUUUAAUAUUGUUGAUGUUCUUGCAUGGGGUUCCAUUGGACAUAUUGUGGCUUACUAUAUUUUGGCUACCUCUAGCAAUGGUUAUGAUCCUAACUUUUUUAAUUAAGUUUGGUUAUGUGGUUUUGGAUUUGAUGUAUAUUGGACCAUAUAUAUGUUUUUGACAUUAUGUGUUUAUGGUUAUGAAAUAUAUCUUAUAUGAUUUCUAAUGAGAUUUGCCAAUA
Molecule: messenger RNA, 657 nt
Organism: Helianthus annuus (common sunflower)
Lineage: Eukaryota; Viridiplantae; Streptophyta; Magnoliopsida; Asterales; Asteraceae
Product: photosystem I reaction center subunit V, chloroplastic
Exons: 1
Coding region: 120-542 (140 amino acids)
Biological process (GO): photosynthesis
Cellular component (GO): photosystem I; chloroplast thylakoid membrane
Source: RefSeq, a predicted model, not a curated record